AUGAUGGUCUACACCAACUCGCGCCGCGGCACUGAGCGACUGGCCGGCUCCUUCCGAGAGGUGUGCGGGCUGCCGGAAGCUGCCCCCGACGGCGAGCCUUGCAUCAUCGAGGCGUACCACGCCGGCAUGGAUCGCAUCCGGCGGCGCGAACUCGAGGCGGCGUGGCGCGACUCGGUCAUCCGCCAGCUGGCCGCGACCAGCGCGAUGGGCAUGGGCAUGGACAAGCGCGACAUCGACGCCGUGUACCACCACAUGCCCCCGCGCAGCCUCACGGCCCUGUACCAGGAGGCCGCCCGUGCCGGCCGAGGGCCGGGUCGGCGCAGCAUCUGGCGGUGGUACGUGACGCUCAAUGACAUCAUCGAGCUCUUCGAGCGGCGGCACGGCGACCUCGCGCAGAGCGAGGUGGGGCAGGGCUACGGCUACGGCCUCUGCCUCGACGUGCUCUCCUUCCUCCUCGACGAGACCACGUGCCGCCACCAGCUGCUCGAGUCCAGCCUUGGGGCUGGCACCGAGGAGUGCGACCCUUGCCCCGACGACUGGCAGUGUGACAACUGCCUCCGCCGCUGCAGCUGCACGUCCACCGCCGCGGUCGACGCGGACGCGGUGGAGAUCGCGCGCGAGCAGUGGACUCCUGCGCUGCUUCGCGCGAUGGGCUCCCUCGCCCAACCUUCCCUUACCCUCCGCUCCUUCGCGAAGGAGUGGCUUCGGCUUCGCGACGGCCCCACGCCUCUCUGGACGCGCGUGCCCCUGCUGCUGCACGCCCUCUUCCACAACGUCCUUCGCGUCACCUUCCGCCCUGUCUCCCACCCUGCUGCUGAAACUGACGACGUGCCAAUCCCCGUCCGUUGGGUGGCAAUCGUCAGCAUUGACGCGCAUGGGCGGCGGGCGGCGCACUCGUCUCCGGCGCUGGCGCUGCUGCGGCUGCACAAGAGCCUCUGGCGAUCGGAUCUCGCUGGCGACGCCGACGUCGAACCUCUGUCGGCGUAG
Messenger RNA from Emiliania huxleyi CCMP1516, 987 nucleotides. RefSeq lists its product as hypothetical. The record is from RefSeq and is a predicted model, not a curated record. The transcript is spliced from 2 exons. Gene Ontology annotation, molecular function: four-way junction helicase activity; 3'-5' DNA helicase activity. Gene Ontology annotation, cellular component: cytoplasm; chromosome. The coding region runs from base 1 to 987 and encodes 328 amino acids. Lineage: Eukaryota; Haptophyta; Isochrysidales; Noelaerhabdaceae. Gene Ontology annotation, biological process: double-strand break repair via homologous recombination.